Neurospora tetraspora is the source of this 1707-nucleotide messenger RNA. Its product is annotated as amino acid permease/ SLC12A domain-containing protein. Gene Ontology annotation, molecular function: amino acid transmembrane transporter activity. The transcript is spliced from 3 exons. NCBI's taxonomy places the organism in Eukaryota, Fungi, Ascomycota, Sordariomycetes, Sordariales, Sordariaceae. Gene Ontology annotation, cellular component: membrane. The coding region runs from base 1 to 1707 and encodes 568 amino acids. The record is from RefSeq and is a predicted model, not a curated record. Gene Ontology annotation, biological process: amino acid transmembrane transport.
AUGGCGGAAAAACACCUACACUCUUCCGACCCGGAAUUGGCCGGCGUCCCUCCACGAUACAGCUCAUCCGAAAAGAAGAACGAUGCCUAUAUGGAGGGCGCCGCUGUCCUUGGUGGUGAAGAUGACGCGGCCAGGUAUGGCUACGUGAGCCGUGGGCUCAAGUCGCGUCACAUUCAGUUCAUUGCUCUCGGUGGAACCAUUGGUACCGGUCUCUUCCUCGGUAUCGGAAAGGCCUUCACCCAAGCCGGCCCUCUCUCCGUUCUCCUCGGUUAUACCUUUACCGGUGUCGCUAUCUUCGCUAUGAUGCAGUGUCUUGGUGAGAUGGCCACAUGGCUUCCUCUUCCCGGUGCUAUCCCUCAGUUCUGCGCUCGAUACGUCGACGAUGCUCUCGGUUUCGCUGUCGGUUGGAACAACUGGUACGCCGCCGCCAUCACCCUAUGCGCCGAAAUCUCUGCCGCCGCUCUCGUCAUUGGUUUCUGGGAAGGCGCUCAAAGCGUCAACGUCGCCGUCUGGAUCAGCAUUAUCUGGGUUGUCAUCAUUUUCCUCAACAUCUUUGCCGUCUCCCUCUACGGUGAAGCCGAGUUCUGGUUUGCGUCUUUGAAGAUUAUCACCAUCGUCGGCUUGCUCAUCAUGGCGUUCAUUGUCGAUCUCGGCGGAAACCCGCAUCACGAACGUCUCGGUUUCCGCUACUGGAAGCACCCAGGUGCUAUGAAAGAAUAUCCGUCUCAGGUGCACGGCGAUCUUGGACGCUUUUUGGGUCUCUUCUCCACCCUCGUCAACGCUGCCUUCUCCUAUGGUGGUGUCGAAAUGGUCGCCGUUGCCGCCGGUGAGGCCGAAAAUCCACGCAAGAACAUCCCCAAGGCCGUCCGUCGCGUCUUCUGGCGUAUCCUCUUCUUCUACGUCUUGGGUUCUCUCGCCAUUGGAGUCCUCGUGUCUUCCGAAGACCCGGGCCUUCUCAGCGCUCAGGCCUCAGGCCGCUCCGACGCUGCUGCCUCCCCCUGGGUUAUCGGCAUCAAGAACGCUGGCAUCUCCGUCCUGCCCUCCAUUAUCAACGCUGUUAUCUUGACUUCGGCCACCUCCUCCGGCAAUGCUUUCCUUUACUCCGGCUCUCGCUACCUCUAUGCUUUGGCGCAGAACCGUCAGGCCCCGCGCAUCUUCCUCACUUGCAGCAAGAAGGGUGUGCCCUACUACGCUGUUGCCGCCACGGCUAUUAUCGGCGCCCUCACUUACCUCUCUGUCGAUUCCAACGGCGGUGCCGCAAAGGCGUUCGGUUGGUUCCAGAACUUGACUACCAUCGCUAGUCUCUUCACCUGGUGCUCGGUUUGCAUCGCUUACCUCCGCUUCUACAAGGCGCUGAAGGCCCAGGGCAUCAACCGCGAUACCUUGGUCUUCAAGAGCAGGUUCCAACCUUACACGGCUUGGUUCGCGCUUAUCUACUUUGUUAUCAUCAUCAUCUUCAACGGGUUUGCUGUCUUCAUCAAGGGCAACUGGGAUGUUUCUGGCUUCAUCGCUGCCUACAUUGGCAUCCCCCUCUUCUUCCUCCUCUACGGUGGCUGGAAGAUUAUCAAGCGACCGAAAGUCAUAAAGCCGGUGGAGGCCGAUCUCACGACUGGAAAGGCAGCGCUUGAUGCGGAGGAUGAGCAUUGGCAGAGAGAGUAUAAGCCUCCUGUUACCAUAAUUGAGAAGAUUUGGGAUUGGUUGGUGUAA